Messenger RNA from Nerophis lumbriciformis (worm pipefish), 1417 nucleotides. RefSeq names its product LIM homeobox 5 (gene lhx5). Gene Ontology annotation, molecular function: zinc ion binding; DNA-binding transcription factor activity, RNA polymerase II-specific; RNA polymerase II transcription regulatory region sequence-specific DNA binding. NCBI's taxonomy places the organism in Eukaryota, Metazoa, Chordata, Actinopteri, Syngnathiformes, Syngnathidae. Gene Ontology annotation, biological process: neuron differentiation; regulation of transcription by RNA polymerase II. Gene Ontology annotation, cellular component: nucleus. The record is from RefSeq and is a predicted model, not a curated record.
CGGGACCAGACCUGCGGGACCAGACCGGCGGGACCAGACCGGCGGGACCAGACCGGCGGGACGUACCAGACCCCCAGACAAGACGUGGUUCCGCGCAGGAAGGUCGGCCCCUCGGCUCCAUCAUGAUGGUCCUCUGUGCGGGCUGCGAGCGGCCCAUCCUGGACCGCUUCUUGCUCAACGUGCUGGACCGGGCCUGGCACGCCAAGUGCGUCCAGUGCUGCGAGUGCAAGUGCGCGCUCACAGACAAAUGUUUCUCCAGGGACGGCAAACUCUUCUGCAAGAUGGACUUCUUCAGGCGUUUCGGCACCAAGUGCGCGGGCUGCCUGCAGGGCAUCUCCCCCAGCGACCUGGUGCGCAAGGCGCGCAGCAAGGUGUUCCACCUGAACUGCUUCACCUGCAUGGUGUGUCACAAGCAGCUGUCCACGGGCGAGGAGCUCUACGUGGUCGACGAGAACAAGUUCGUGUGCAAGGACGACUACCUGAGCUCCGGCACCAUCAAGGAGGUCAGCCUCAACUCAGUGUCGUCGUGCACGGACCGCAGCUUGUCUCCGGACCUGCAGGACGCGGCUCUGAUGGCGGACGAGCUGAAGGAGGCCGACAACUGCACGUCGUCCGACAAGGAGACCAACAACAUCGAGAACGAGGAGCAGAACUCUGGCACCAAACGUCGGGGGCCGCGGACCACCAUCAAGGCCAAGCAGCUGGAGACGCUGAAGGCCGCCUUCGUGGCCACGCCCAAGCCCACGCGACACAUCCGGGAGCAGCUGGCCCAGGAGACCGGCCUCAACAUGCGCGUCAUCCAGGUUUGGUUCCAGAACCGAAGGUCCAAAGAGCGACGGAUGAAGCAGUUAAGCGCUUUGGGGGCCCGCAGGCACGCCUUCUUCAGGGGGCCGAGGAGGAUGAGGCCCCUGGGUGGGAGACUGGAGGACCCGGACAUCCUGGGCCCCGCGGCGUACGGCUACUACGGAGAGUACCAAGGAGACUACUACGGGCCGGCCAGCAACUACGACUUCUUCCCCCACGGCCCCCCCUCCUCGCAGGCCCAGUCCCCGGCCGAGUCGCCCUACAUCCUGGGGGCCAGCGCCAUGGAGGCCUCGGACGACCAAAGGUUCACGGACAUGAUCUCCCACGCCGAGACCCCCAGCCCCGAGCCGGGCUCCCUGCAGGCCGGGCCGGGCGAGGCGUACAGGGGCGGGCCCAGCCCCCCAUUCAACUCCAGCUACAGCGCCCCCAUGUCCCACCAAGGCUCAGAGAUGGGGGAGGCGGCAGCCUGGUAGACCAAGGAACACCACGCCAUGUCCCACCAAGGCUCAGAGAUGGGGCAGGCGGCGGCCUGGUGGACCGAGGAACACCACGCCAUGUCCCACCAAGACUCCGAGAUGGGGCAGGCGGCGGCCUGGUGGACCGAGGACCUCCA